GUGCCGUCAGUUGGCAGUCUCCAAAAACCCAACCCCAAGACGCGCAGCGAUAUUUCAUCCCACUCAGUCUCCACCAAGUUAUGACUCGAGAGCUCGCCAGACAACAGAACUCGUCUCGGGGUUGCGAAUGGUUUCAGACUGUAUCAUGUUGCUGGACUCCCUCGCUGUGUCUGCGUGUGGGGUGUUUCUGUAAUGCGUAAAGAGCUGUGGGGAUUUACUCAGACGGAGGCGAGUGCGCACCGAGAACGCAUGGUUCCAGCCAAAAUGCGUCUCAGCGUUUCUAAUGCUCUCGUGUUGUAGAUGAUAUGCCUUCGUAAGGACGCUUAUGCAACUAAUCCCUGGAUUAUCAUUACUUAAAAAGACAAACUUUGUCCAACUUUUCACAGAACCAACAGGUGCGCACUGGCAUUGCGCAGCAGCAGCGUCAGGUCUGGCAGCUCUGGAAGAGGCACUGGUGUCCUGUAAACGACGCGUGCGUGUGGUGAUAUAAACCAUCCCGUCUACAGCGCUUUGUGAUCGCCAGCCACCACUCAUCCAAAUGAUCCUUCCAUUAUUAUUCCUUCUUGCAUCGCUUCUCCAAAAAUAUGGCUCGGAAGCUGAAUCAAGUCAUGUCACCAAAUUUCACCUUCCAAGUGUAAAGCAGCAAAACGGGGUGCAGGAUUCCGAACAGGAGAAGAUCAUAACAGUGUCCGGAGAGGGGAUGGUUCAGAGCCCAGACUUCCCACGUCGCUAUCCCAGGAACAUUGAGCUGACCUGGAGACUCGUGGCACCCAGCAACAUGAGGAUCCAGCUUACCUUUGAUGAGAGGUUUGGACUGGAGGACCCUGAAGAUGGUGUAUGCAAGUACGACUUUGUGGAGAUAGAGGAUGUGAGCGAAAAGACCGUCCUGGGUCGCUGGUGCGGGUCACAGUCAGUUCCAACUAGUCAGACAUCCAAGGGCAGUCAGAUCAGGAUCCGCUUCAUCUCCGACGAGUACUUUCCCUCAGAGCCGGGAUUCUGCGUGCGCUUCUCCCUCCUGCCUGUGAGUGCAUCGGGUCCUGAAGUUCCCGCAGUCCUCACCCCAUCCCAGCAGGACAUUGAGGAUCUGUCAGAGACCGUGGCCACGCUGGGCACUGUGGAGGAGGUCAUGAAGUACUUGGAGCCGGAGCGAUGGCAGCUGGAUAUGGAUGAGUUGUACAAACCUACGUGGCAUGCGCUGGGGAAAUCCUUCAUUCAUACUAAAAAAGCCAGAGGAGGGGUUGAUCUCAACCUGUUGAGAGAGGAGGUUCGACUGUACAGCUGCACUCCACGGAACUUCUCCGUGUCCUUGCGCGAGGAGCUGAAGAGGACAGACGCCAUUUUCUGGCCCAGCUGCCUCCUGGUGAAGCGCUGCGGUGGAAACUGUGCCUGCUGCUCUCAACGCUGCUACGACUGUCAGUGUGUUCCCACCAAAGUCACAAAGAAAUACCACGAGGUCCUGUUGUUGAAACAUCGAAGCGGUGGGAGAGGCCUGCAGAAGUCGAUGACUGAUGUGCCCUUGGAGCACCACGAGGAGUGCGCCUGUGUGUGUAACGAUGACUUGGACUGACCUCAGACAUGUGUAACAGCUGCCACUGGAAUCACACAGGAUGUUUACAUACUUCUGCCACUGUUGCAACAUUCUGUGUCUCGUCCUCUUCCGCUGGGAGCCAACAAGAUUUCCCCUUUUUAUCCUAUUGUCCUUUUGCUAAUUGGAUGGGGCCGAAAAAGACUGGAAUCUAAUAAAACUUCUGAAUCGAUUUGACUGCUGUGGAAUACCAAUGGAGAGCAUUUUUAGAGAGACAAAAAAUUUGCUGGAGCAGAUCUGGACUUUUACAUCUGUGCCCUGAAGACUAUUUUCUUCAGCCCCGCAGAGAUAAGAGCACAGAGGUAUUUUUCUCCUCUUCUUCUUUUUCAGGUCUUUGUUUUUUGGGCAGAUAGUGUCGUGGAAAAUGGGAGCUUCUUUGUUCAAGCACUAGCUCCAGCUGCCUUAUUCCAUCUGCUUCUUUAUAAUCGCCACCAAGGCAGAGAAAGGUGCUCGUUUCCCUUUGGCUCUUUCUCUUGUUUUACAGAAAAUAAUGUGUAAUAUGUGCCUUGUGUGUAAAUAUUUGCAUGUCAUUUCUGUACUUGUGUGCCUUUUCAACCAAAGAUGCUCAAUGAGAGAGAGAGAGAUAAGAGUUGCACAUGCAGAACUGGCUGGGUGUUGUUUAUGACAGCGCUCCCUUCAAAACAUUGCAGCAAUAGCUUCAGGAAUACUUAGUGUCAGUUGUUUGUAUUCAAUAUUUAUUUGUCUAUUGAAAGGGAUCUCUUUUUUUUGCAUCAUGUUUUACUGUGUAGUCGUUUUUUUUGCAUUUUCAUUGUAAGUCCUUUUACAUUGUGUCAUGGAUAUUUUUCAUUUUCACUAUGCCUUUGUCUAUGCCAUUUUCUGUAAGUUAUUUAUCUCUACUUUUGCAACCGCUGUUUGUGCAUUUCAUUGUACCGACCACCAAAAAUAAAAGCUUCCAUUUUCAA
Molecule: messenger RNA, 2508 nt
Organism: Solea solea (common sole)
Lineage: Eukaryota; Metazoa; Chordata; Actinopteri; Pleuronectiformes; Soleidae
Gene: pdgfc
Product: platelet derived growth factor c
Exons: 7
Coding region: 539-1567 (342 amino acids)
Biological process (GO): positive regulation of protein autophosphorylation; positive regulation of cell migration; positive regulation of phosphatidylinositol 3-kinase/protein kinase B signal transduction
Cellular component (GO): membrane
Molecular function (GO): platelet-derived growth factor receptor binding; growth factor activity
Source: RefSeq, a predicted model, not a curated record